CAAACGCGCUUGCGUGUGCUUUUGCGUUAUUAUCAUCCCUAUAACGUAAAUAAAGGAAAUUUAGGUGACGCUAUUAUGUACGUAAUACCUGACAUGUGUCCCAGAUAUUUAAGCCGACAUCGAUCUGCCAACCAAGUGUAGUAUAUACCAGCGUGUCGCAAAAGUGUGGGAUGGAACGUUGGUGGUAACUUUCACAUUUUAUGAAGUUGUCCUCGCGAAUAAAACGAACAAUCAACAUGUGGAGUGAUGUAAAAACACGAAAUCCCGUAAACAUCGAAAUUUGAGAAAAUUCGAGAAAAUUUCGGAAAUCGACGAAGACUUGCAAUUGAUCAAGUAUUGACAUAAACUCGCGCGAAGGAAUAUUCCGGUGAAUAAUUCGCGAGUUUUGCCGACCUUCGGAGAAGUUAUGCGAAAGUAGAGACAGACAGACACACACACACACACACACAUGGUGUUUACGCGAUUAAAACUUCAGUCCGGUUUAAUGUUAAAUGUCGCUGGGUCAUUAACAAGGAGAAACAGCUUGUAUAAGAUACGAGUGGGCUUCAUUUAGAACGGGACUACUUCGUCACGGUGGUCGGUGUCACAUUGGCGUUACGUCGUUUAUGUGGAAAGAUACAAAACACGCGUGAAGAAAAUCGCGUGGUUAAUUAAGGACAAUAUUUUCUGUCAAUAUAUAACACGUAACGAGUCUUAAGUGCGACCGAUAGGUUCUGCAAGCAGACGAUGUGACUAAUAAGUUUUGCAAAGUUUUGCUGAGCUUUGUGCGGUCGAGGUGAACGCGAACUACCGGUUUACCGGUUUAGUUUUAUUGCCUCUUUGUAAAACCACGCGAAACGUACAUAAUAUAACGUAGAACGAAUAUUAACGGAGAGAACGAGACGAGAUCGAGUUCUCUCGAAUAAAUAAAACACAUCGAGACAAUCUGUUUCAUUGUUGAAUCCAACAAGAACGCGCGAAGAACAACGGCUCAACUCGAAGAAGUGGAUCAGAGGCACGGAUGCGUUACGAAUGUUCCAUGAUUAAUACGAUAUCCCGAUCGGGACGAGACGAAGUUCCGACGACGAAGGAAGCUGGUCGAAAUUUGGAGGAAGGAUGACGCGCGCGUCUCACGCGCGAGUAAACCCGCCAAGAAGGAUCCAUAAAGUCGAACGGUCGCGGAGUAGUCUCGGCCACACCUCAUGCUUCUUGAACGAAGAGAGCGGCGUGGAUCCAGCGAGCUUUUCCGACGAGAGGCGUAUCCGGAAGCGAUAGAUACCUUUACGAGACGAUCGACGCCGAUCUUUCCCCGAAGCGACGUGGAUCAGAAUUACGCUCGUCUCGAUCCUCGCGCGAUAACGAUCGGCGGCAGCACGCGCGCGUUGCGCAUUAUCAUCGUCUCGAUCGCGAUCCGCGAGAUUUUCUCCGGGCGAGCUUAUUAACGGAGCAAUCGAAGGAGAAUUGCGGUUCCGGGAGAGAUAAAGAGAAUUAACGAGGAAAGAGGAAAAUAGAAGAAUAAUUAACUUCACCGGGGCACUAAUUAGCCGCGUUACAAGCCGUGUUCCAAUGUUAUUUGCGAGGAGCGGGAAGAGACGCGAUCAAAGGAGCGACAUCGGAUUGGCGGAACGACGAUAAAAACGGGAUAAUGCAGAAGACAGCGAUGAGGACUGCGGUGGCCUACAGCCUUCGCAACAGCAGCAAUAAUAAUAAUGUUUACGGGGAUGCGAACAACGCCCUGCCGGAAUACGACAGCUCGUCGUCGACCAGUAGGAGCGGUUUCGACGCGGAUCUUCGACACGGCAACGUUAACGUCCUUCUCGGAUGCGCCAUGAUCAUCAGUGGUGUGAUCAUGAUGGUGGUGCUCGUAUGCUAUUGCUGUCACAAGAACGUCCGGAAACAUCGACCUCAGCAAUAUUCGCAGUACAACUGGAGAGCCGAACCAGACGUUCAUAGCUUAGAGGUCUUCACAAUGGACGCCCAUGCCAUGCAAUGCCUGGAGAGAUCAGCGGGGACCCAGACCCAUCAGGAAGAGGGAGUGCCCGCAUCUCUUCCGCCGUGUCCCGUGACCUCAGGCCCACCACCAGCCUACGAAAGCCUCAUUUUCAAUCCCCGAGCGUUACCUUCGCCAACUGACAAGAAGGACGAGUCCGACGAUCCCGGCAGCAUUCUAUCGCCGCCGGUGAGCAAUCUGCCCAGCGAGUCGGAGGCCAAUAGAAUCAACAAGCGAGAGGAUGUCCCGAGGGACGAUCAGGGUUUACCUUCCUACGAGGCCGCCCUAAAAUUAGAAGCUGACGGCUACGUCUAAAGACCGAAUGGAGGUCGGAAACCCGCUUUCGACCGCGGAUUCUCAGUCAUGAAAAUUUCAGAGCGCCGAAAGACGCAACGCGCCCGAGUCACGAACAGAACCAACGUAAGCUUCUACGUAAACGCGACAACCUGAACAAACGGCAGCUAAGGUUAAUCUCGACGCGAAAGCGCAUCGGUGAAAGUUGUCGUACCGGACGAUGUAUAUGGGAGCUGAGAUUGAUUCUAAGGAAAGGGAAGAAAAGAGAAAGAUAUACACACGAGUUUAUUUAUUUUUCACCUCGAGUCUUUUCUAUGCUUGACCUCGAUAUAUAAGAAAAGACAAUGAAACGGACAAUGGGUUUUCAUUUGUUAUAGAUUCGGCAGGGAAGAAGAAAUAUAGAUAUAGAUCAAUCGCGAUUGUUUUUCGCGUUCAACUAACGUGCGGAAUAUAAGGACGAAAUAUUUUAAGAAAUAAUGCUUCUUGUUAUUUUUUCUUGAGCAAAGAAUAUUCCGAAAUUGUGAACAAGAAGAAGACUGCGAAAGACAAAUGUGACGAAGUGCUUUAAAUUCGUUUAUCUUCGGAAACGUGUGUAAACGUGAGACAAAAUGAAAGGAAAACGGCGAGGUAAUUUUUCGGAAAAGCACGUACUGUUUUUCUUUCCUUCUUGCCGCCCGAGCGAAGUAACACGCAAGAUUCACGAACUUUCAUUCGCUACGAGAAAAGUUGCAAGAAAGUUUUCGAAAAAAUGCGAUAUCUCGAUUUUUUUACUUUCCAAUUGAUGAUCUCUUUGAUCAUAACUUAAUAUUUUUAAACGUGCAUUUGUACAUAAGAGCGUAGUAUAAACAUGACAUAUUCAAUUUUUAAUGUAAACAGAUAUAUGCAAUUGUGUGAUUGACAAAUGUCAAUUUGUUUACUAGUUAUUUUUAAUCGCUUUUUUACCGAUCGGUGUUUCUCUUUUUUUUUUUUGUUUUUUGUUCCGAAUAUACGCAAAACUGCUGCGUAAAAAAGAGAUUCUUUACGAUUGAGAUUCUGAAAUGCAAACGGUGGUCUCUCUGUGCACGUGAACACACGGUACGAGUUGUAGUCAAUGAACAGAAAGAGACCUAAUUUCACAGAUAAUUACAUUUCAUAGGUACUAAGGAAGAGAAUUCUUAACGGCAUAUUUUUUUUUCUCUCCCAGUUGGUCAUUAGUUUAAAAGAGCGGACAUACAAAUAAAACGCGGCACCGUUAGAAUAGACUUUCCGUUUGAAUAAACAAUGCGCAUCGCUAUUACACAAAUGAUACUUCGCGUAAUAUCGCGGCAUUUCUGUGCAAACUGAAAACAAUUAAGCUGCGAGAAGCUGCUUUGAAGUGUGUCAUUUUACAAUGUAGAAGUGUCUUUCCUCUGUACGAUAGGUAAGAAAAUGAAAAAAAAAAAUAAAGAAUUGGUGCAUUUAUAAAUGUUUAAUGUAUAUGUAUAUGCGUUUUCGAGCGCGCAAACUGCCAACGCGCGAUGAUGAUU
Molecule: messenger RNA, 3768 nt
Organism: Pseudomyrmex gracilis
Lineage: Eukaryota; Metazoa; Arthropoda; Insecta; Hymenoptera; Formicidae
Gene: s-cup
Exons: 5
Coding region: 1625-2284 (219 amino acids)
Source: RefSeq, a predicted model, not a curated record